UGCAAAGUGUUUUAUAACCUUAAAAUCGUAAAAUCAGAUAAUCUUAUUAUUGUUUAUAAACAAAAAUGGUACGUGACUCUUGAGUGCUCUCCAGGAUUAAGAAACAAACUGUGAUUGUCUUCACUGAAUUUACAAGAUGAAGAACGAAAUAAGAACAAGCCUGAUAUUUGUGGCGAUUUAUUUAUUUCAAGGUGCCUCUGCGGGGGUUAUGCACAGCCACACGAACGAAAUAAAUAAGGAGCGCGAAGAAGACGGCGCGUAUAGCCCCAAAGAUCACGGACACUUCGACGACAGCGGCGAGCAUCACAGCGAGUUCGAUCACGAGGCGAUUUUGGGAAGCCACAGGGAGGCAGAGGAGUACGAUCAUUUGCCCCCUGACGAAUCUAAGGCUAGGCUCAGGAUUUUGCUUGGACAGAUGGACUUGACCAAGGAUGAGACUAUUGAUAGAAGGGAGUUAAAGGCUUGGAUACUUCGAUCAUUUAGAAAAUUAUCUGAGGAAGAGGCUAGUGAUAGACUAGAAGAUGCAGACGAAAAUGGCGAUAGCAUUAUUUCGUGGCAGGAAUACUUAUCCGAUACUUAUGGCAUUGACAAAUCUGAAGAAGCCAUCCAGUUCGACGGUGAUAACGAUCAUUUAAUCGAGGACGACAAGGCACUUUGGAAAGCAGCGGAUGCGGAUGGUGAUGGUAGCUUAAGUAAAAACGAGUGGUUAUCCUUCUCGCACCCAGAGGAACACCCUGCGAUGUUGCCGGUGAUUUUGAAGCAGACUUUAAGGGAUAAAGAUAAGGAUGGGGAUGAGGCUGUAAGUUUUCAGGAAUUUGUCGGGGAGAGGGCCCAGGAGCACGACAAAGAAUGGCUGGUAUUGGAGAAGGAAAAGUUUGAUAGGGAGUUGGAUAAAAAUGCUGAUGGCAGACUGACAGGCAACGAAAUAUUGUCUUGGGUGGUUCCUAGUAACGAUGAAAUAGCUGAUGAAGAGGUGGACCACCUUUUUGUUUCUAGUGAUGACGAUCAUGACGAUUUACUGAGUUUCGAGGAGAUUUUAGAGCACUACGAGGUUUUUGUUGGCAGCGAAGCUACCGAUUACGGCGACCAUUUACAUAAUAUUCAUAAUUUUAAGGAUGAGUUGUAGAAAAAAAUUUUGUAUAUCUUUUUUAGCCAAAGUAGAUAAUUUUUAUUGUCAGUAGUGUAAAAUGAAUGAUGUGAAAAAUGACACAUGACAAAUGUAAAAAAACAUGUUAAAAUUGAACAAAGCAAAAAUAUGACAGAUGACAAAUGUUAGAAGUCAAAAAUGACAUAUGACAAAUGUUAGUAAUUAAAAAUGACAGAUGGCAAAUAUCAGCAGUCAAAAAUUACAAACGUCAAUA
Brassicogethes aeneus is the source of this 1361-nucleotide messenger RNA. The record is from the annotation of a GenBank genome assembly. NCBI's taxonomy places the organism in Eukaryota, Metazoa, Arthropoda, Insecta, Coleoptera, Nitidulidae.